Aspergillus terreus NIH2624 is the source of this 993-nucleotide messenger RNA. RefSeq lists its product as uncharacterized. The record is from RefSeq and is a predicted model, not a curated record. The transcript has 7 exons. The coding region runs from base 1 to 993 and encodes 330 amino acids. NCBI's taxonomy places the organism in Eukaryota, Fungi, Ascomycota, Eurotiomycetes, Eurotiales, Aspergillaceae.
AUGUCUCGUCAACUGUGCAUCACCUCAGUGGACGGCCACACAGGCUUCCUGAUCGCCGAACUAAUCUUGACAGACCCCAGUUUCGCCCAAAAGAUCGGCUCCAUCACGGGCCUGUCGCUCCAUCCCGAAGCGGAAUCAUGCAAAGAGCUCGCCAAGCUGGGCGCGAAGGUUGUCCCGCACAAGCCUGGCCGGCUCAAAGACGUGGUUUCGACUCUGAAGAGCAUCGGAGCGGAUGCGAUGUGUCUGAUUCCACCGGCCCAUCAGGAUAAAUUUGACAUCACGGUCGAGUUGAUUGAGGCAGCAAAGAAAGCGAACAUUCCGAACGUCUGCUUUGUGAGCUCUGCUGGCUGCGAUCUAGCAGAGCGCGAUAAGCAACCCCGUCUGCGCGAGUUCAUAGAUUUGGAAGCAAUAUUCAUGGCUUCGGAGGGGGAUCCGUCCACCUCAACAGGUCAUUCUCCGGUUGUGGUACGGCCUGGCUUUUACGCAGAGAACCUCCUCCUAUACUCUAGGCUGGCGCAAGAAGAGGGCACUCUUCCACUUCCCAUCGGCUCCAACCAUAAGUUUGCGCCGAUUGCCCUUGGGGACGUUGCCCAAGUUGUCGCGCACAUUUUGACGGGGGAGGGAAAACAUGGAUUCAGCGAUCAACACAGGGGGCAGCUUAUGGUUCUGACUGGGCCGAUGCUUACUAUGGGUGACGAGCUCGCCGCGGCUGCUAGCAAAGCCUUGGGGGAGGACCUCAAGUUUGAAGAUAUAUCCGAGGCGGAAGCCAAAAAGGUCCUUCACGCCCAGGCCGAAAGCGACAUGUCCGAGAUACAGUAUCUGCUGGAGUAUUACUCCCUAGUCCGCGAAGGCAAGACGAAUUAUAUUUCCACCACUACCUUUCAUGAUGUCACAGGAGGACACCCUGAGGAGCCGCCGGAUUUCUUCAAGGAUUACGGAACAAAAAGGCGAAAUUACCUCAGCUGUAAUAUCAACUCUCUCGCUACAAAGUAG